Verruconis gallopava is the source of this 1125-nucleotide messenger RNA. RefSeq lists its product as uncharacterized. Bases 127 to 705 code for a protein of 192 amino acids. The transcript has 4 exons. Gene Ontology annotation, cellular component: cis-Golgi network membrane; TRAPP complex; cytosol. Gene Ontology annotation, biological process: intra-Golgi vesicle-mediated transport; endoplasmic reticulum to Golgi vesicle-mediated transport. NCBI's taxonomy places the organism in Eukaryota, Fungi, Ascomycota, Dothideomycetes, Venturiales, Sympoventuriaceae. The record is from RefSeq and is a predicted model, not a curated record.
GCACAAUUGUCAAUCAAAUUAAAGGCCUCACAAUUUUCGCCGUUGCACCUGCUUUCAAGGUUACAGACUCCUCUUCGUCAGAGUUGACGAGUUAGGGUCAUACGCGUCGCAGGUAUCUAACCCAAAAUGUCGUCGUCGCAACGGGUGGCGAGAGUAGGGGAAGAGAUAUGGAAAACACGAAUAGACAAAGUCCACGCCGAGCUUGUCACUCUAACAUAUGGCACAAUGGUCGCACAACUCUGUAAGGACUUUGACUCGGACUAUCUUGAGGUAAACCGGCAGCUAGAAAAGAUGGGCUACAACAUUGGCAUGCGUCUCAUCGAGGAUUUUCUCGCCAAGUCGAACAUUCUCGAGUGCAAGAACUUCCGCGAAACUGCCGACGUAAUUGCAAAGAUUGGUUUCAAGAUCUUUCUGAACAUAACACCCACCAUUACGAACUGGACCAGUGAUAAUAAGCAGUUUUCACUGAUCUUCGACGAGAAUCCGUUGGCGGACUUUGUGGAACUGCCAGACGACGGGAGGGCACAGGAUGAGUUGUGGUAUUCUAAUAUUCUGUGCGGAGUGCUACGAGGGGCUUUGGAAAUGGUCGCGAUGCAGGUGGAGUGCCGGUUCAUCAGCGACGUCUUGCGAGGCAAUGACACGACGGAGAUGCGCGUGUCGCUUGUACGGUUCAUCGACGACGAAAUGCCGCCGGACGAUGAGUGAUGAGAAGCGGCGUGUGGGAUAUUCAACACGAUUGCCACGAACUUAGGGUGUAGGUACGACCUUUCGUCGCGUAUUACAAGUCCUGCAGGUCCUCGAUUUCACAGCGAGACCUUUCAUUCGGCAUGCAUUGCUCAUCCAAAGCAUAUGAACCGAGCAGGCAGGAGCUGUGGUAUGCAAUAGAUUGGCAAAGGUGUACGGGAGAUCAUCGAGGCUCACGGGAAGGCCCGUGGGGUCAUAUAGGCAGAGUGAGCCGCCAGACAUUGUCGCGGACAUGAGUACGCUUUGACUGGGCUCUACCAGCCAAAUCUACUGUGCGACUCGAGGUGUGGCAAGAUAGAGAUUUGCCCAUGUGUAACGUGAAACUCAUUGUACAAGAGUGAACCGGGUUUGGCCAAAGACAAUGCAGAUGUAUCGCGGCCG